Molecule: messenger RNA, 2664 nt
Organism: Pleurotus ostreatus (oyster mushroom)
Lineage: Eukaryota; Fungi; Basidiomycota; Agaricomycetes; Agaricales; Pleurotaceae
Exons: 13
Coding region: 1-2664 (887 amino acids)
Source: RefSeq, a predicted model, not a curated record
AUGGGCGCUUAUUACAUGUCCGAAGAUCACUGGCUCGCUUCGCCGCUUCGAGUCACGAAUCUCCUGGAAAUGGCCACAACCAGGAGAAAGCCAAAGGUUUACCUUUUGGAUCUCGUAAAGGACCCGGCAGAUAAGUCGGCUAUCGUGCUGAAAACAUGGCUCACCGACGACUCGCCCGACAUGCCUACACCCCACUGGGAUGAACCUGGCUUGCUUGAAGAAGGGAAGAUUGUCAUACAUUACGUUGGAUCAGGACCCGCUGUCGUUGAUGAGCAGAUUGUACAACUCGUGGAUCGGCCUAGCUUUCAACCGGGCGACUGUUGUAGGCGCACUUCAGGCGAUAUAGAAACAGGCGUCGUCCUUAAUGUUCAGGCCAAGGGCAAACUUUACCAUGUUAUUAGUGGUGUAGCCGUCCCUGGAUGGAGAACAGUCGACGACAUAGAUACUUCUGGGAAGGCACAUGUAGGUUGUUACAUCGUAUAUAAUGACUGGAUAGGCGAGGUUGUCGACGAAGUCCUUGUAGAGACGAGUUCAGGGCAACUAGUCAGCUUCUCUGAGCUACGCUCCCCUUUUGUGGCCGGUGACAUAGGGCAGGACAUAUUGCCUUCAGACUUGAAGCAAAGGAUUUUCACACGAAUUCCCGACCCCAACGAACCUGACACCGUCCUCAAUGUCCAGCACGUCGUAUAUGCCAUCUCUUGGUUGGCGCUUAAUCAGACGCUCUCCCCCGCAGAAUUGCAGUCGCGCACUCCGCCCCAACGGUUUUGGUACGGGGACGAUCUCAACAAACUCACCUAUCUUAAGAAUCCGUAUACACCCAUGACAGCUGGCGAGUUGGUCGUCUUGAAAGACGCAGAGAAUGCACCGACAUCUACGCAUACAGACAGCAGUGACCCUACCUUCUCUUUCACCGUCCGCCGGUGUGUUGUCAGUGAGACGCAAUCGGUGGUUACCGUUCUGUGGCAGAAUGGCACACAAGAAGUGUUACCAUCCACCGACCUUGCUCCCCACCCAGUUGAUGAUUACGAUUGUUGGCCAGGUGACUAUGUCGUCUGGAAGGGCGAGGGGCAAGAGCGCCCAGUGGUUGUGCAGAAAGUGAAUCCAGCUGAGCGCACAGCCAUGGUUCUGUUCACCGACACCAACAGCACCGAGCUGGUGUCUCUCCUCGAGCUAGAUCCCCAAGGAUCGACGGAUCCAGAGGUCUUUGGCACGUCAGACGAAUAUGGCGUAGGGCAAGGCGACAUCGUUUUCAUUCACCCUGAAGGGCAAACAAACGGUCACGUUCCACCACGUGUACCCCGCCUCGGUGUAUUGGAGCCUUGGGCAAUGGAAGCACCUGUAUACGACGAGCAUGCCUCAAACCUAGGUUGGCGGAAGGAAAUGUGCACCAUUGGCUCAAGCCUCGUUACGCCACGAAAGAUAACGCCGCCAGCCCUGAUGAAAGACAGUAAGGAAAGUAAUGGGUCUUUGAAUUGGCUUGGCCAUGUGACAAGCCUACAUUUAGAUGGCAGCGUCGAGGUUACGCAUCCUGAUGGGACGAAGGCUACAUAUCCUCUUGUACGGCUUACAAAAUUAUAUGACACCACGGAACAGCUUGAGGAUCUGUUUGACCAUGACCAUGAUCACGACCAUGACGAAGACGAGGAUGAAGACGACGAGGGCGAUGUUCAAUGGUUUCGUGAUGCCACGCCUUCAUCUGAAUUGGACUCAGACUCAGAUACAGACAUGGAGGGCACAGAAGGAACAAGCCCAAUUCCACCGCCAGCUCAACCCAAGGUCAAUCAAGAAGACGUAUCGAUGGACACCUCCGAUGACUCCCCCAUUGACCGUCGCGGCGACCAAGUUGACAAAGAUUCCCAUUGGAAACGAUUCGACAUUCUCUCUUCUACACCACGAGAUCAUGCAUUCUAUUCGUCUUCUCCUGCUCAACCCUCAAAGAGCUUCCUCGGCAGAUUACAACGAGAAUAUAAGAUAUUGAUGAGUAGUCUACCUGACACUAUCUUGGUCCGUGCUUUCGAGGACCGCACAGAUCUCCUACGAUCACUUAUAAUGGGCCCAGAUAACACGCCCUACGAAGACGCUCCGUUUGUCAUCGAUUGGCAACUAGACUCCAACUUUCCAAACAGUCCACCAAUCGCUCACUUCCAUAGCUGGACGAAUGGCAACGGCCGAGGUAUAAACCUUUACGAGGAGGGUAAAGUCUGCUUGUCAAUACUUGGUACUUGGCAGGGAGAUCGCACGGAAUCAUGGAGGGCUAACCGGUCGUCUUUGCUGCAAGCCUUUGUUUCGAUUCAGGGCUUGGUGCUAGUCAAGGAACCUUGGUAUUGCGAACCAGGCUUCGAGAAGAUGCGCGGGACCGAUGACGCCACUAUGAAUAGCCGGCUUUACAGCGAGAAGGCCUACGUUUUGACAAGAGGCUUCGUGCGCCGUGCUCUGGAAACACCGCCUGGUGGUUUUGAAUCUGAGCUUCGAUGGAUGUACUUCGAUUGCGGGCGUCUUAAGAAAGUUAUCACACAAGCUCGUUCGCAUAUCAUUUCAAGCCAAGCACACGGCGAGCAAGAUCCUUUGGCGGCCAUCCCGCGGCUGACUACAGGAGGCAUAAUCCUCCUUGAGCGAACACUAUCCAAACUUGAGGCCCUGCAGGAGGCGCACGCAAGCACUUAG